Messenger RNA from Salmo salar (Atlantic salmon), 10035 nucleotides. RefSeq names its product muscleblind-like splicing regulator 3 (gene mbnl3). Gene Ontology annotation, molecular function: RNA binding; metal ion binding. The record is from RefSeq and is a predicted model, not a curated record. Gene Ontology annotation, cellular component: cytoplasm; nucleoplasm. Lineage: Eukaryota; Metazoa; Chordata; Actinopteri; Salmoniformes; Salmonidae. Gene Ontology annotation, biological process: regulation of RNA splicing.
CCUGAACUCCUCCCUUCUGCUUUUGCCCUCCCUCGAUUUUUACCUCGCCCUCCUCUGGUCUAGCUUGUCUCUCUGCUUUUUAUUUAGCCAGCUACCAAGUUGCGACAUUUCACUUCACGCCGCUUCAUCGUUUUGUUUCCCCGCAUAAUUUUUGGGGAUAAAUGCACGACGUAUCGUUUUUUAAACCGUAAUCAUAAAUGUAAGUGAUUAGAUUUUUCCAGCACUAUUACCAUUCGCUCUAAGUAUGGCGUAUUCAGAAUUGGUCAAAUAAUUAUCUUAUCGUGACAUGAACAUUUAUUUAGCAUGCUGUAACAAGUAAGAAGACAACGUGUUGAAGACAGGAUUAGGCUAUUUCUCAGACCUACCGAGCGUGCACAGACAGGUUUUUACGGCAAGGGCAGCCACAUGAAGAGGUCAAUGAAGAGGAUGACGAAGACGGAAGGAUAAACUACAAGAGACAGCCAGGGAAGGAAGAAACGUGGAGAAGGAGGGAUGAGAAAGAGACUAAAAUAAGAGGAGGAAGUGGAACUCCAAAGUGCCUAAGAAGACUGUGAGUGGGUGCCUGGCAUUCUGGUCUGGUCCAGUGCUGUUAGUGCUGUGGGAGUGUUUGGCUGGCUGGUGGCCUGCUGCUGCUGCUGUGUACUGCUGCUGUCUGCAUAGGACAGGCUCCUGGCCUUGCUAGGUGAGAGUAGAGCAAAGCACAGCACUGUGUGUGUGUGAGUGUGUGUUUAUUUGUGUGUGUGUUUGGCCUUGAAUGAGGCUAUAUGUGACCCUGACAGCCAGCGAGUCAUCCAUCCUGCUGCUGAUCUGCAAUCCGCCCACCUCCCCCCAGCCUCCACCUCCCCUCAGCCUCCACCUCCCCAAAUACUCCACCUCCCCCCAGCCGCCAUCUCCCCUCAGCCUCCACCUCCCCAAAUUCUCCAUCUCGUCCCAGCCUCCACCUCCCACAGCCUCCACUUCGUCAUCAAUACAAGGACACUGGUCGAUAAGCUUCUGCUUUUUUAUCUUUCCCUUUUUCUAAACAGCCUGACCAGCCAUACUAAUCGCUACAGAAGCCGUGUGGUUUUGGGAUUUCUGUCUGAAGAACGGAGUGACCAGCGCGAGCAAGACAGAGACAGACAGACUGACGGACAUAAGAAGAGGAAGCUGUCAUUGGAAGGCCUCUCUCUAGGACAAUGCCUGUCUGAACUACAUAUCUCAGCAUGCCAGAGUGAGGUGCCCCAAUUUCCUCCUUUUUCUAUGAGACAGAGCUGGCCUCUGCUCACCUCUAGCUCUAAGAACUCAUCCCAUCGUCAGUGGAUCAGGGAUCUGCACCUUACCCAAGAAUACCCACUACUCCAGCCUCCAUACCCAGAAACUCAAAGUCAUUUCAAAGGACCAGUUUAUUCAUUGUAUCCAGUAUAACUAAGUAUUUUUUUUAUUUCACACACUCAUCUCCUCGUCUUGCCAAGGAGUUUCCAAUUUAUUUUCGUCUGCAUCAGUGCAUUUUGUUUGUGCACUAAGUCCCGAUUGUGUCCAACCCUAGACCCUACUCCCUUAUCCACUUGCCCCCUCCUGUCCUGAGGGGCUGUAAUGGCAGUCAAUAUGGGAAGUAUGGCCAUGGGCCGGGACACUAAGUGGCUGACCCUAGAGGUGUGUCGAGAGUUUCAGAGGGGUACCUGCUCCCGCUCGGACGCUGAGUGUAAGUUCGCCCACCCAGCCAGGAGCUGCCACGUGGACAAUGGCCGAGUCAUCGCCUGCUUCGACUCACUCAAGGGACGCUGCACGCGUGACAACUGUAAAUACCUGCACCCCCCUCCCCACCUCAAGACCCAGCUGGAGAUUAACGGGAGAAACAACCUGAUUCAGCAGAAGACAGCAGCGGCCAUGUUGGCCCAACAGAUGCAGUUCAUGCUGCCAGGAGCCCAGUUGCAGCCCAUAGUGAAUAGCCCACACUACACAACUACGUUCCCUAUGACUCCCAGUAUGUCGUCCCUGGCCACCAGUCCCAGUAUGGCGUUCAGCCCGUAUCUGAGCCACAUGGGUCCAGGGAUGGGCCUGAUGCCUGAGCUGCUACACCAGGCCCCCCUGCUGGUCCCAGGGAGCCCCACCGGCCUCCAGGUCAUGGGCAACAGCAGCUCCCAGCAGAAACACAUGCGCACAGACAAGCUGGAGGUAUGUCGUGAGUUCCAGAGGGGUAACUGCACGCGGGGCGAGGGCGACUGCCGCUACGCCCACCCCAUGGAGGCAGCCAUGGUGGACGGCAGUGAAAACUCAGUCAUCGUCUGUAUGGACUACAUCAAGGGCCGCUGCUCCAGGGACAAGUGCAAGUACUUCCACCCCCCUGCCCACCUACAGGCAAGGAUUAAGGCCGCCCAGCACCAGGCCAGCCAAACCGCCAACACCAUGGCCAUGCCCCAUGGGGCAAUGCAACAGCUACCAAAGAGGCCCACCUUAGAGAAGAGUAACGGGGGUGGUGCUGUGUUCAACCCCAGCAUGUUCCACUACCAGCAGGCCCUGGCUAACAUGCAGCUGCAGCAGCCAGCCUUUAUCCACCCUGGCUCAGUCCUGUGCAUGGCGCCAUCAGGAGGCAUGGGGCUUAUGAAAGGGCCGGCCACGCUGGCAGUGGAUGGCCGUUGGGAGAGGCGGGACUGGAGCAGCUGCAGGCACCCCCACAGCCGCCUCUUGUCAGCGCCUGGAUUCACUGUACCCAUGAUGCACGGUGCCACCACCUCCACUGUUUCGUCGGCCUCGACCCCAGUCACCAAUGUUCCUUUCGCAGAAUCAGCCGCCUCCAAUCAGACCCUUCAGAGGUUCUGAGUGCCGACCCAGUGGACCUUCAGUGCGUCCCCAUGGAAGCCCACUUCUGCCCUCUCCCCAAACUCCUGAUGGCUGCUCCGGUGGCGCUGAACCCAGUAACCCUCCCGUGAAACCCCAGUUAAAGCACCCGACAACACCAUCAAACCCUUAGUCAUCCCCAACCAACCAACCCUGCCCCAAAAACACCACAGUCAACUAUUUGAAUGCAACAAACAUGUGCCUAACCUACAGUGCACCCCAAGUGAGAGGUAGUGUUAUCCUCAUUUAGGAGGUAUUCACAUAAUAAAAAAGUUGACAAGGUUUUAUUGACAUUUAUCACAGGCAAUACUAAAGCUUGGACCCAUUACUGUUGAUGUAAAGCCAGCCCAGACUGAUGCACAUUGACUUGAAGGAGCUGACUGAAGGAGAGGCUCCCCAGUUCUUACAGCCAUACACACCCACACCUUUAACACACAAACACACAUACACACUAAAAACAGCAAAUCCUCUUGGAGACUAAGCUGAGGAUAUGAGGCGUAAGGUCGUAUAAUCUUACACAGCUGACGGUUCCCCCAAAGUCAGACAGUCUGGAAAGAAAAUUAGUGAAAAGUCAGACAAGAAGAAAGAAGUAGUCUGCAGAGGUUGGAUCAUUCUUGAAGUAGUCUGCAGAGGUUGGAUCAUUCUAGAAGUAGUCUGAAGAGGUUGGAUCAUUCUAGAAGUAGUCUGCAGAGGUUGGAUCAUUCUAGAAGUAGUCUGCAGAGGUUGGAUCAUUCUAGAAGUAGUCUGCAGAGGUUGGAUCCUGUAGAUCAUUCUAGAAUGCAAUGUCGUUUUCGUCAUCUUUUCUUUUUCACUUCAAAGAAAUGUGUUGCGUCUCAUUUAAUGUUUACAGUACGUUUCAAGACGGCUGAAGCUUAAAAGCAGUGUGUUAUUAUGUGAGCCAUUCCCUUAGUUCAGAGAGGCUAAGCUCCUAUGGUCCAAUUCAAAAAUCUCACCCAAGGUCUCAUAUCUGAUGUUUCUCCAUGUUCAUUUGUCUGUGCCUUUUGAGUUCCCAGCUAUGUAGGAGAUUUGAUGUCUUAUCUCAAAACAACUGAAGUCAAUGACUUAAGACCCAAAUAGCCUUGAUCUCAGACAAAGAAUAGAGAAGUGUUUCUAUUGACACACAAGGCUAUAGCUCCUCCUGUGUAUAUAUUGCCUGUCGAAAGGUCUCUGUUCAGGAGGCCUAGGUCCUGUGACAAGCUCUCUUCAUGAGAUUAUUUUUGGGUCGUUACACGAAUAGAGUGCCUUUCAAUUGAACUGUUAGAUCACGUACAUCGAUGCUCUAACUAGUCUCGUCAAUCCCAGACCUAGGGCAACAGCACUGGGAAUCAUGAAAAAGGAAAUUGUCCUCUUCAGACAGACCAGUCACAAGUUUGGGUAGGCGGGGCUUAGAAUGCAGGCAGGAAUUGUGAAAAACUCUUACCAUGGCCUGUACAGCCAGACAUGCCAGAACUUCGCAAUUUGAAACCAAAGUUUGCAGGCAAAACCUUUGAAAUGGUUUUAGUGAAGGUAGUUGAUGCAAACUAGCCACUUGUGAAAUACACUCAUUAAAAUAACCUCUGUGAGCUCCAACUUGUUAGCUACUAUUUUGGGCAACAAGCGAAUAAGGCAGUGACGUAAGAAAGAAGGAUAUCCCAACUCCACCUUUUACUCUGUCAAACUGACGUUGUUUUAGUACAGAAGUGUAUGCUGGAACAUUGGUGCGUUGUGGGAGGCAACCCAUCUGUCUAGAGAGACUAUGCUCUAACUUAACAAAACCAUUUUCAUUCAAAUAAGUUAUUUGUUUUCUCUGAAAAUCCACAUUUUGCCAUGUCCCAUGUCUUGUUUGUCCAACUUCUAAGAAGAUUUGAACUCACUUAACCCCAAGUUUUUCAGAUGUUUUCACUGUCAUUUCUGAAGAUGUUUUACUUAUUUAAUGUGAUUUCCAUUCUGACAUCGUUGAACGUCAUUGCACGCAUGAUAGAACAGCAAUGUACUGCUAUUGUUUUUUACCACGAUGCUGGAUGCUAUUCUCCUCCGCUUAAUCAACAAAACCAAAACAAUAUCACCUUUGCUCGGGCCGAAGAAUGGCGCUGUUAUUCCCUUAUGCGGAUUUCAGCUUUAAACCUCUUGAGAUGGGAAAACAUGUUUGUUAUGAAUUUUAACAUGUGCUCCUCAUGACAGAAUGUUACAAUUAAGUGAAAUUGUUAUUUUUGACAAAAUUACACUACCCAAAAGGUAAUCUAUUCGUGGAAGGACACAUUAUUGAAACCAAAAAUGAAAUUCAAUGGCGAAAUCUGAAAUAAUACUUAAUUAUUUCUUGAACUUUCUGGAACCAAGGGGAGUUGCUUUGCUUGUCUGAAAGGUCUAGCAUGCUUACCUGUGUGCCAAUGAUUCUAUAAUGGAGGUUUGUCUGUGCCAAUCAUUGGUGUAUACUGUAUCCUAAAUAGAAUUCCCUUAGUGUUAUCAGAUUGAUAUCUGAGUGGAUGUUUCCCCUUCAAUGAGCCGUCCCUUUCUCUGUCAGACGUCAACUGAUAUUUGCAGAUCAUUUUGGGGUCAAUCUCCUGCAUUCAUAAUAGUAUGUUUGAGUAAGUGGUAUACAUUUUUCUAUAUAUUGUGUUAAGAAUAUUUUAAUGGAAUGGAUUUGACAAAAGAAAUGUGGUUCUGCAGGGAGUAUAUUGAGUAAGCUUGAAAUUGUUCCGUCUGCAAAUCAUGUAUUUGAUCAUCGUCACUGUGUCCUUACUUUCAAUCAUCAGCAGACUUGAAAUGCUACAAAUAUAGUGACCUGGUGGAACAGUACCGACCUAAGUAGAGGAAAUAGAAGGAGAUAGUGAGAGACUGAAAGAGAAACGGAUCAGUUCUGGAGUCGAGUAUUUGGUCUUAAAAUGGUAUCCAGAAUUAUUACAAAAUGGAGCAGAAUUGCUAUGAAAAUGGAGAGAGACAAUACAUUAGCUGAUAUGUUUAGGUGAGUUUUAAUGUGCCUCUCACUCGUUUUCAAGUCUUCUGAAACCAACCACUGUCCAUACACUGUAAUAACUGACUUUUCAGUCUUUUCAAAACAGAUGAUCCGUUGACUAGCACUGCCUGUCUGGCGCCAUAGAUCUGUCGUGUCUCUGUAGUUUCUGCUUUGUAACAGCUGUGCUGUCUCGUCUUUUGAUGAGAUAAAAAAAAAGUAAUCAGACUGAGUGGGUGGCGUGUUUAAAUGUUUUAAUUAAUGACUAGACACUGAAUUACUAAGUUGGACAUGUGGAAAUGUUGAGACGUUUUCCACAUCUGGGGGGAAAUGGAUAUUGACAGGAAGCUAUUCAUGUUUAAGUCAUGUCAUUUACGUGGUGAAUGUAUCUAAUAGCGCAAAAACUCGAGCGGCAUGUUGAAAUGUAAUGAUUCACUAUAUAGGCUAUUUCUAUUAAGAGGUCAAAUGCAAACCACGUUAAGACAACAUACUGUGUUAAGAAAUGUUUUAAGUAUGUGUGUGUAUUCUUAUAUAGGUUUAUGUUUAAAUGUUUGUGAGUGUGAUGAGUACUUUCAGAAAUAUCUUUGGACAAGUGUGGUCCCUGCAUUUUCCCCCUUUCUUUGAAGCAUUCAGAUGCAUAUUAGAAAUGGUCCUCUCUUAAUCAAUGAAAUUGAUAUUACAAUGUCUAGACAUAUUCAUUUUGUCUAAAUUGUAUAGCUUUGAAGGACUUGCAUUGCCCAGCCAAGAUGAAAAUCUAUCUUCUCUCUCUCCCCCCCUCUCUGUCACAUCAUUAUGCCUUCUCCAACUACUAUCUAGCUGGAAAUAACAAAAUACUUGAUUCAAGAAAAAGAAAAUGUGCCUCGUGGGGGGGGCGUUAGCAUUUUAAGUAAACUUACAUGUUUAAGAGGUGUGUUUUCCUUGUACAAGAACAUAGUUAGCUAGAGUAAUUGUAGUGUUGUUGGUACAAAUAUAUUAUUCUUUCUUUCUUUCUUCAUCCUUUACCAUUAUGUUCCAAAGUUUCUCCCUCUCUUAAUGGUACUUCAUCGAAUUUCCGUCACAUUUUUUGUCUUAAUUCCUAAAUUACAAUAUCAAAGAUGUGACUAUUUAUGGACAGAACUGUUAGUGGUAUUUUCACCCAUUUAGAAAUGUUUUUGUUUAUUCGACAUAAAAAAAUAGUCAUAGCAUGAAAAUAAGAUAAUCUUCAUUGAUACUUAAUUAAUAGUUUGUGUAGUUUCCAUUUAAGAAAAACUAAAAAUAGAAAUUAUAUAAAAAAAUAUAUACAUUUGUAUCUAUACAAUGAUAGAUUCAUUGUUACUUAUUAAUAGUAAGUUGUUGUUGUUGCUGUGGCAACAGAACGACAACAUGGCUACCUUUGUCAAUCUUAAUUGUGAAUUUUUUCACAUAUGAAUUGAAAUAAUGUACAACAUUAACUUAUUCAGAAAGGGAAUGUCUAGUUAGAUUGUCUUGGAUUGCAAGAUGAUUUAAUAUUUUGUAAGAAAAAGUCAAGUUAAAUCCUUAAUGUCCAAAGGUCCUCUGGGGAGAUCAGGUGGUUUGUUUGUUUAUCUUUUGGGUUUGAUUCGUUUUUAUUUCUGUAUUUAGUUUUUUUGGAGAGUAAGAACGCAUCUCAGCUUUUAAAGUGAUCACCUUAAAUACCAGGAGGGUAAAGAGACUUUGGGACUGGAUACAAGAUUGAAAUAAUUCUGCUAAAUUGAGUCAUUAUAGACUUAUGACCUGAUUUGAUUUGCUGUUUUUGAUCACCACAUUACAUUGGAGUUGAACUGGCCCAUACAUGCUGUACAGAAUUUGCUAUGCGUCGUCUCUAUGCAUUGUAUUGCCAACAAUUUUCACCUAGGCUCAUAGGCUUAUACUAUAGGCCUUCUGUCCACCUGGACAGGAAGUGCUGAUGUCACCGAGCUCUUGGAUUGGUCCUCAGUAUGAAGUCUCUUUCCCCCUGUGGCCUGCCCAGCUGUGCUGGGAGAUGUCGAUGCUCGCUGGCGCUUUAGGGGAUUCAACCAGUGUACGAAUGUGUGAUAUUCACCUCGUUUGCACUUAUGUACAUAAGUAAGUCAAAAUAUUCUGAAUUUAUUUUGAAUAAAUAUAGAGAAAAGAACUGAUAAAAAAAUCUAAUUUACUGUAUUGUUAAGAAAUACAGAUAAACAAUUAUCAUUUUAAUACAGUGUAACAAAAGAGAGUUGUUUUUGAGGGAUGUGUCUUUGGUUUUGUUUUAUAUGUGCCCUGCUCCUAUCAAAACAUGAUGGUGCCUCGCUGUUAAGAGAAAACAGAAUGUGUCAAAAAGAAGCUUUGUAGUUUGCCAUACUUUAUAGAAGCGCAUUUAGAAGUCCAGCUAUGUCUGAUCCUGAACCAGUUUAGUUAUAGAACUAUAGUUAGAACUAUAUGCAUAUAGUUAGAUAUUAUAGAACUAUAUGCAUAUAGUUAGAACUAAUAGAACUAUAUGCAUAUUACCUUUAGUCAACAAAUGAAUGAUAUUUCCAUUUCCAUCAGGUGUUCUCCUGUUUGAUGACAGUGACACAGUAAAUCAGAAUGGUAGCUUACAUAAAACUAGGGUUGCAAAGCUACCGGUAAUUUAACGAAGUUACUGGAAUCUUCUGUAUUUUUUGGUAAUUAAUAGCUAAUAUAUGGCAACCUAUGAUAACUUUGGUCAUUUAUACUUCAAUAACUUUUUUAAAAAGUAUUCAUAUAUAGUAUUCAUUUUGUAUACCUGUAUCCAUAUUGUCCAUUAGUUUCUAGCAGAUAUGAUUCAAGAGAACAUUUAUUAAAUUAGAAUGUAAUCAAAAAUUGCAUUAUUUUCAAUUAAUUCUGCAAUGCUUCUAACUAUAGACUAAACUGACACCAGUUUAGCUGCAAAACAUUUACAACAAAGACAUAUUGACAUAGUCUUGUAAAAUAAUUAAGUGUGAAAAAAUAUAGAAAGGAUAUUUCAUGCUGAAACCCUCAUAUUAAACACCAGUGGUAUUCACUAAGUUGAUGGUUUAUAUUUAGAAGAAUGUUUUACAGCUUUGCCAUUGAAUCUAAAAAAAAUAUUAAAAUCAUCUUAUUUGACAUGUGAUAAGGCCACACAGAGGGCCAGAUAUCAUUACAGACACUUGUGGUCAUCUGAAGUACCCAGAAGGGCCACUAGAUGUUUUGUGAUAAUUUACAUUAAAUCCUUGAAAUUUACCAAAUUUCAGGUAGUUUACUGGUAAACUUUGAAAUUGUAAUGUAAUAUACCCUUCCUUUGCAACCCUAUAUAAAACUAGAUUGAUUUCAAGAUCAAACUGUGUUAGGAUUUUCUACACUAUCAGUCCCAUCGUUCUGCAUGCAAGUCGUUGUGCAGAAGAACCUGUGAAUUUGGUGGUCCACCUGCUGUCUGUCUAGGGAAUGACAUUCGGAUCAGCUGACAGUCGGAAAAUAAUGGAUGUCAGUAGUGCGCAAAAACAGGAAAUAAUUUGCUAUUCAUGUGUAUUCGGUUUGUGAGAAGGGAUUUUUCUUUACUCAUUGUCAUUAUCCAAAAAACAAUAUAUCUGAAUUCUCCACAGGAUUUUAGUCAGAUCUGGAUAAAAAAAAAACUGGUUUUACUACAAUUACACACACUUGCGAAACAAACAUCCCUGACGAAAACUUCUGUUCAUGCGAACUUGUACAUUUAAUGCUCUUCAAUUGCUUUGGAAGCCAAUCAUUUUGUUGCCAUGGCACUUGUCCUAGAGGUGGUGGAGGGACUGGGUCUCAGUGGAUUGGUCCAAGGCCUUUCCACUGUAAACAGAGGAGAGGACAACUUUCUUGUAGACUGGGGGUAAGACUGGGGGUCAAGGCUCCCAAUUUUUUAACAACUGAUUCAAAGAUCAGUAUCAUAAUGUACAUAUGUGCGUGUUGAUGUGAAAGAAAAAACAUACAUCUCAUUCAUGGGAAGUGACUACAGAAUUUGUCCCUUUAAUUUAAAUAACUAUUAGUUGCCUGUUUCUGCUUGCUUGGCAAGGCAAAGCCAAGGAGUGAACAAACUUGCACCCAGGUAAAAUAUUGGGUUUGUUUAAAAGCAUUUCCGUUGGAGAGAAGGCUGUCCAUUAUGCUCCUCUCUCCCCCACUCUAGGACAAAAGUGAAAUUGACUGCUUUGAUUCCUGGUAUGAAAAUGCUUCUCUUUCACUUUCUAUUUAGCUUGUUGUGCUUGUACGUGCUAGAGAACUGUGCUACAUGCCAAUUAUUUUUGCUAUGUAUAAAUAUCUAGAUAUACAUACACGUAUGACUUCUGUUAUUUUUGUUUUACCUUUUAAUAAAGCACUUAAAUGGUGAUCUA